This is a messenger RNA of Hemiscyllium ocellatum (epaulette shark), 4984 nucleotides long. RefSeq names its product protein LYRIC-like. Gene Ontology annotation, cellular component: nucleus. Gene Ontology annotation, molecular function: transcription coregulator activity. The record is from RefSeq and is a predicted model, not a curated record. Bases 303 to 2015 code for a protein of 570 amino acids. Lineage: Eukaryota; Metazoa; Chordata; Chondrichthyes; Orectolobiformes; Hemiscylliidae. Gene Ontology annotation, biological process: negative regulation of apoptotic process; positive regulation of canonical NF-kappaB signal transduction; positive regulation of angiogenesis. The transcript has 12 exons.
UUGAGACAUUGCAGGAAGAAAAGUUUGGGCAGACCCCCCCCCCAACCCCCGCUCGCUGGGCUUUCCUCUCUUGUCAGUCUGUUCUCUGCCUACGGGAAGUGGAGCUUUCUUUUGCAUUUGUCUGUGUGUGUGACAGAGACAGCUCGCGGGCAGCAUCGCCGCCCCACCCCGCGCGCCCGUCCCGUCCCGGGCUCAGGUUCCAAUUUGGAACGUUGGGUCGUCCAACGGCUCCCUAACGGUUCCCCCCCACGAGGUGGUGGUGGUGGGGGGGCGUUCCAUUCGACCCCCAUUGUUCCUCCGCCAUGCUCGAGCCGCUCGCGCGCUGGCUGCAGGUGCUGCUGCUGCGGGGCAGCGAGUGGCUGCUCGGGGGCGGUCUCCCUGAUCCCGGUCUCGGCGCUGCACCCGCGGCCGCUGUCCGCCUGCUGCCGGGCUCCGCCACCGCCUCGGCCGUGCUGCUGCUCCUGGCUGCCGCCGCCGUUGUUGUUGUUGUUGUUGUUGUUUUCCUCCUCCUCCUCCUCCUCCAGGGUCGAGGCCACGCCGCCGCCGCCGCCGCCAGCCGGGCCCUGCCGCUCGAGGAGCGCUCGCUGCUGGAGGAAGCCGCCAGUCCUCCCUGGAAGAAGCCGAGGCAGCACGAAGAGGCGAGGAAGAGGAGGAGGAAGGAGAAAGCGAAGGUACCACUGAAUGGACAUCCUCCCCUUUCAAAUGACAUAGAGCUAAUUGUUGCAGAAGAAACAAAAGAGUCACAAGCUACAGAGAAGAAAGCUCUUAAGGUCAAGAAGAAAAAACAGCGUUUAGAUGAGAAAUCAAAGGAACAAAGUGUUUCAGGAAACAAAGAAAAAAAUGAGGAAGAAGCUGGCGACUGGGUUAUGAAAAUCAGUAAUCGGGAGAAACGUCAGUUGAGAAAAGAGCGCCAAAAGAAGAAGUGUGACACGACAAGUUUCUUUGAUCCUAAUUUUUCUCUUUAUUUUGAUGGAAACAAAGCUGCUUCAAGAUCAGCUAAGGACAGUAAAGGUUCAGAUGAUCAAGAAGAGACCACUGCAUGGAAUGCUUCGUCUGAUUCUUUAGUUGAUACAGUUUCCAGCUGGAAUGAGCCCACUGACAAAGCUGUCACAUGGCAGUUCACAGGGAGAGGAGAAACAAGCUCUGUGGCUUGGGGACCCUCAGAUAAACCAAUGGCUACCUCAGGUUGGAGCAUGACACCCAAGGACUUGACUAAUAGUGGAAUUGACUGGGACACUGCAGAUUCUGCUGAGCAGGACAUCUUCGCUAAUAUAGGUACAUGGGAAAACAAGGCAGGUGUUAGAAGCCCUCCUGUGACCUUUGGAGCAUUUACAGAUCUUCCCGAAGCAAUUACCCAAGACACAACUUCAUCUCAAGAUAGUCCAUCAAGAUGUUACUUGAGUGCCUCAUUGCCUUCUCAUACAAUUGAUGAAGCAUGGCUUGGACUAGAUGACCCCUUUGCCAUUGAUCUUAACUCUGAUUGGAGUCCACCGACAGAAGAAUGGGGUAACUGGACAGGGGAGGAAACAUUAACAACCCAAGAACUAGGAAAAGAGAAACAGAAGGUGUCCGAUGGGGAGGAAGAAAGAUCUCCGGUUAACCCUGCUGGCAUUGGGAAAUCUAAACGAAAAAAGAAAAAGAAGAAGGGCAAGCAAACAGAAGAUUCUGUUGCAAGUGAAGAGGUGACACUGGAAAAGCCCAGCACUAAAUCACAAACUGAACAUGGAAAAAACCAUCCAGUUAUUACGAAUUCUUCUGAAGUCCAUUUUAUUUUAACGGGUUCAGAAAUAAACAAGCUCAAAGAUGACUCUGAAAAGAAGAUUCUGAAGAAUGAGGAUCCAAAGGGAACAGUGGCAGAAAAACCGGGAAUUGGAAUAGAACAGUGUUUAACAGAGAUUGCUUUUUCUGAUCAGUGGAAUACAGGGGGCAGUACAUCAUCCAGUAAAAAUAAUGGCUUCACUUUAGAUUGUGCCAAAACAGAGAAGAAGAAAAUGAAAGCAAGAAGAGAAACUUGAUGCUGCCUUUUCAUUUUUGUAAAUGGUUCAGGUUUUUAACUCUGAUCUCUUCACCAGUUACUGCUAAAUUAGCUACAAGCGUUCCGAUGCAGGAAGCAUUGCACUAAGUUCAUAAAAUGAACAAGGGGACAAAACAGUAGGAAACUCUGGUCUAGUCAUGGAAACCACAGAGGAGAGGAAAAGGAGUAGUUAAAGCCAAGUUCUUAUUGUUACUGAGAGGUGAAAUUCAGACGCAAAAGGGAGAUGUCUCCUACAUUCCCUGCAGAUUUAUCUUUUUUAGCACGACAGGGAAUGCAAAGUCGCUUUGCCAGUUCCAAGCAGCCUCAAAUGUAUGUUAAUAGAAACAGGCAAGACUUUUUUUAAAUGUUGUAUAUUUACUUGCAAUUCAUUUAAAUCUGUCCAUGCUCAUUUCAUCUCCACAGGAAUAGAUAUAUUGUGUCAGAAUCUGUACUUUUAAACUAAUCAUGGCUGCAUGUCUGUGUCUUAAGUGAUUACUAUUGCUUACUUGCAGUUAAGAUCAUACUGAUUAAGAGAUGGUUUCCCUUGACAAUGUGAAGGGAUAAGUAUGGAAUCAGCUGUUGUUUGUCUACUGUCAGCUCAUAGCAAUAUUAUCGCACUUCAGGUAUUACUCAGUAACUUUACUUGUCCAGAUUAAGUAUUUUAAUACUAUAAUUUUGCAUCUUUAUGGAUGAAAAUUGGUAAAAUCUGUUUUUGCAAAAUAUGCAGGAGAGCCAUAGAGCCCCAACUCACUCAACAUGUUUGAUACCUUUUUCAGUGGUGUCAAUGCUUUUGCUUUAUUUUUUGGUAAAUCCAUUCUUUCACAUUUAAGUGUUCUAUUAUUAGUCAGACUAUUCCUGGAAAGAGAGUUGAUCUUCAAAUUUAAAGUAGUUAUUAAAGAAUAAGAUUAUUUCAUUCCAAUCAGCGGGGUAAUCUUUAAUGGCAUAAUAAAAUCAAAAUACUGCAGAUGCUGGAAAUCUGAAAUAAAAACAAGGUGCUGGAUAAAGUCAGCAGGUCUGGUAGCAUCUGUUGAGAGGAUUGGCAGUACAGUUAUUGACCUUUGUAGAAUUCAAGGUAGAUAUUUCCAAGAAAUAGGCCCAUUUUAAACCAUUUUGCUGUAAGAACAGUCAGAGUUAAUAUACAAAUAUGAAAGUCUAAAUAUUAGCCAAAUUGGGGCCUUCUGAAAAGAGCGCUUAACUUUGUUACCUUGAAAUAGAGCCUGAUAAUUUUCACAAACUAAGUGUCAAUCAUAGGCAAUCACCUUACAAUUUAAUGACCUGCCUGUAGCCUUCUGAAAUCUAGCCUUUUUCCCAUGGAAUUUUUAAAUUAAUAAUUUAUUUUCACAUUUCAUACAACAUGCUUAGACUAAAUGAACCAUUGACUGGCAAUAUGGCAAAAUGUGAGAUCCCUGGUGAGAUUUGACAACUUACAAUAUAAUGAUAAUCUUUUAAACUAGAAGGAUAAAUUGUUUACUUGCUGUGUUUGAAUCUGACAACAGCAAAACCAGAGUUAGUGCAAACAAAACAUGAAUAUGUCAAAAGGUAAUCCAACAACAUUGACUGUACACUGGCAAGAGCACAGUUAUCUUACAGAAAGUAAAUCAACACCUGUGACCUUUCCAGGUGUACAUCUUGCAUAUUUAUUUGCUAGAGUAGUCAAUAUUAGAUGUGAUUGUAUAUAAAGUAGGGGUGAUUUUCCAAUUCCAUUUGGAAGAAAAUUCAGUUAAAGGGCAAUUUGAAAUCAAAGCAACAUAGUAUUUUAUGUAAAUAGCCUAACAGACAACUGAUACCUCCUAAACCAGUAUCCUUAAGUAUAGCAUUUACUAUUUGCAAAGAGCUAAACUAUCCACAUUUAUGAAGGUGUUUGUUACAGUUGCUCACCCAUUACAUUUUUUUUUAACAAUCAGUGGUAAACAAUUAUAAACUCAUGCCAGAUUCUGAUUAUCUGAAUGACUGAUGGACUUUUUUUUCCAGCUGUACAAAGAACAAUUUUUUAAACUGGUCAUGUGGUGGCCAUAUCAGCCUUAAUGAUGACUUAACAAUUUUAUAGGAGAAGGUUUAACUGUUCUCACUAAUGUUCUUGUUAAACAGUAUUUCUUUCAGUUUUUAUAAUUGUUGGAAUGCUUUAUUUCCUACCCCUCCCACAAUGGCAACAGUUUAUAUUGAAUUAUGAUGUACUUCUGUGAUCUAUUUUUCAAGAUAAGAUUUGACUUGUCAGCUAUGAAGUUUUAUGCCUGUUUGGUUUAGCUAAAUAGUUUACUUUUAUUUCAUAAACAUCCCGAUGCAAUGAUAAUUUGCUACAUUAAUUAAUGUAAAAUUUAAAAUUGAAAUAUUUAGUAGCAAAUAAUAACUACUUAGUCAAGUUGAGGUGUUUUAUUCAAACCCAUAUGUACCUAAAAUCUAGUUUAUGCAACCUUUCUCUGUACUCAUGACCGAUUUUAGUCCACAGAAUUAAUGCUAAAUGAACCAGUACAGAAGGCAUUCCCUUAAAGUUUGGGAAAACUAAAACAUGGAGGAAUUUGCAGCACAGAAAAUGUAAUGGCAGGUUUAUGCUACAUGAAAUAUGUUAAGUAAGGGAGUUACAUUUUUAUGAUAACGAAAUUGCUUUUAAUUUUCAUAUUUGAGUUCUGAGUUACUGAAGCUUACUAUUUCCUACUUGUAAAAUACUGAACGGUUAUUCAGUUAAAGGUAGUCCAUAAAUCAGUUAUUGGUUUUUUAAUAAUAUGGACAAUUUUUCUGUACAUGUCUGCAUUACUGUAUAAUAUGUUUGUACUUUAUUAUAGAGUUUGUGCGAUAUUUUUAGUUUGUGUUGUAUAACGAAUGUUCUGUGUUUCAACAAGUAUUUAUCAUGAGGUAAAUACGUUACACAAUGGGGAAUAGUGGAACACACAGUUUAUCCUUUUCAUAAGAUAGACCUUCACUUCAUGAAGGUCUUAAAAAAGGAUAAAAUAAAAAUAUUUUCAUUAUAGUAAA